Caenorhabditis elegans is the source of this 917-nucleotide messenger RNA. RefSeq names its product S-methyl-5'-thioadenosine phosphorylase. The coding region runs from base 13 to 879 and encodes 288 amino acids. Gene Ontology annotation, molecular function: catalytic activity; purine-nucleoside phosphorylase activity; S-methyl-5-thioadenosine phosphorylase activity. Lineage: Eukaryota; Metazoa; Nematoda; Chromadorea; Rhabditida; Rhabditidae. Gene Ontology annotation, cellular component: nucleus; cytoplasm. The transcript is spliced from 7 exons. The record is from RefSeq and is marked reviewed. Gene Ontology annotation, biological process: L-methionine cycle; nucleoside metabolic process.
UGCUGUUCAAACAUGGUCAAGGUUGGAAUUAUUGGAGGAAGUGGUUUGGAAGAUCCAAAUAUUUUACUGGAUCCAGUCACAGUUGCCGUAGAUACACCAUAUGGAAAACCAAGUGAUGAUGUUGUAGAAGGAACCAUAAAUGGAGUCGAAUGUGUUUUGUUGGCUCGACAUGGUAGAAAACAUGAUAUAAUGCCAGGAAACGUAAACUUCCGCGCAAAUUUGUGGGCACUCUAUUCCAGAGGUGUCGAUGUCAUAAUCGCAUCUACAGCAUGCGGAUCUCUCCAGGAAAACGUCGAACCAGGACAUUUACUGUUCCCAGACUCAGUGUUCGAUAGAACAACUGGGCGCCAAAGCACAUUCUUCGAUGGAAGCUACGAUCAAGCUCCAGGAGUCUGUCAUAUUCAAGCUCAUCCAACGUACAAUGAGAAACUGAGACAGGUUCUAAUUUCAACUGCUGAAAGAUGUCAACUUGUCCAUCAUAGAACCGGUUUCGGAGUGUGCAUUGAAGGUCCACGAUUCUCAACAAAAGCUGAGAGCAUGGUGUUUAAGUCAUGGGGAGCAAGCUUAGUUAACAUGACAAUGAUGCCAGAGUGUAUUCUUGCCAAGGAACUCGGUAUUCCAUACGCUACCACAGCUCUUGUCACUGACUACGAUUGCUGGAAAGAAGAAGAUCAUGUGACUGCAUCAUCUGUAAUGAAAGUGUUUGCAGCAAAUGUUGAAAAGGCCAAGACAUUGUUCGUAGAAGCUGUUGGAGAAAUCGGAAAAAUUGAUUGGAGCGCAGAAAUUCUUAAACUCAAGACCGAAGCUCGCGAAUCUGUCAUGAUUUCACCGGACGUCGUCAUUCCAUUCCUCACCACUGACAAUCAGAAAAAGUUUUAAAAUUUAUUUUACAAUCAUUAAAAUAAAGAUAUUAUUGC